Perognathus longimembris pacificus (Pacific pocket mouse) is the source of this 603-nucleotide messenger RNA. Its product is annotated as olfactory receptor 2AG2-like. Gene Ontology annotation, cellular component: membrane. Gene Ontology annotation, biological process: G protein-coupled receptor signaling pathway. The record is from RefSeq and is a predicted model, not a curated record. Lineage: Eukaryota; Metazoa; Chordata; Mammalia; Rodentia; Heteromyidae. Gene Ontology annotation, molecular function: G protein-coupled receptor activity. The transcript has a single exon. Bases 1 to 603 code for a protein of 200 amino acids.
AUGGAGCUCUGGUCCACCACACUGGGAAGCAGCUUUAUUUUGGAGGGUAUUCUGAAUGACAGCAGGUUUCCUGAACUGCUCUGGGCCACAAUCACAGUCCUGUACAUGGUGGCCCUGACCAGCAAUGGGCUUUUGCUCCUGCUCAUCACAAUGGAUGUGAGGCUCCACGUGCCCAUGUGCCUCCUGCUUAGGCAGCUCUCUCUCAUUGACUUUCUUUUCACAACAGUUGUCAUGCUCAGGGCCAUCAUAGAUUUUCUACUUGGGGAUAACUCCAACUCACUUGGCUGUGCCCUUCAGAUAUUCCUGGAACUGACACUUGGUGGAGGAGAAGACCUGCUUCUAGCCUUUAUGGCCGAUGACAGGUAUGUGGCCAUUUGCCAUCUUCGCCAGUACAUGAUCUUCAUGAGACCAAAGAUCUGCUGGUUCAUGGUGACCACAUCUUGGAUCCUGGCACUUCCAACUGCUCUAGAACAUACCAUUUAUACCAUGCAUUUUCCUUUCUGCAUGUCCUUGGAAAUCAGACACCUGCUCUGUGAGAUCUCCCCUCGGCUGAAGUUGGCCUGUGCAGACACCUCCACUUAUGAACUCUUGUUGUCAUUUUAA